AUGCAUGCCCUGCAUGUGCUGGCGUACUCGAUGAUGCUGAUCAUCAGCAUAAUCAUCGGCUCUAACAUGUACAAGAAGGAUGGAGAGAUCCAAAGAUACCGGCAAAAGAUCAGCGAGCUCGAACGAGAGCUCAAGCUGCACAAAGGAAAGGAUGCUCUCCUCCUCCUCAUCCUCAUCCUCAUCCUCAUCAUCCUUCUCCUCCUCCUCCUCCCACUGUCUCUCCCCCUCCCUUUCCCUCCUCGUCCUCGUCCACCAGCACCACCGCCAACCUGCUACUUCACUUCCUCCCAGCUCGUCUCCUCCUCCGCUGACUCAGUGUCUUCAGACUCCUGCCUGUGUGACUGCGCGACUGCCGAGGAGUGGCUGCGAGCUCAGUGCGAGUGGGAAGGAACAGACUUGCAACAGUGCAAAAGAGGUGCAGGAGCAGGAGCAGGAGCAGGAGCAGGAGCAGGAGCAGGAGCAGGAGCAGGAGCAGCUGAAGGAGGAGAGGGAGAGGAAGUGAAGGAGCAGAAAAUCAACCCUUGGGCUCCCCUCCCCUUAGACCAGCUCUCCGGGAACCCUGAGCGAGACCAGCGGCGUAAGUUGCACGAGGUGCACAAGAAGUCGAACCCGGCGUACAACAUCCGAUGCGAUGUGACGGACCCGCUCCCUCCUGUCCCGCUCGUUGACCCCGCAGCAACCGAUGCUGUCAGGUCUCUGCAUGUGCGAACCCAGGCUGAGACUUCACAGGGAGGCGUGCUCAUCUUCGCGCGAUACUGGGUGGAGAAGGGAGAUGAAGACGACUCUGUCAUCUCCUUCUUGAGCUGGAAAUUUCCUCUUGGAAUCCCAGCAGAGUCGAUCCUCCGGAGUCUCUCGGGAGUGAUGCCGGUCGUGCUGGAGUUGGUCUCCAAGGACGAGGAGCAAAUCUACGGGAAGAAAAUGAUAGUCAUGGACAUCCCCAACGGGGAGAGGCUGCGCCGGGACGACUACCAGCGAAUCAUUUCUUCGGGGUCUGGUCCCGGGCUACACCGUCGGGUUCAGCACCUUCGGUUCCUCCUCCUCCAGCUGCUUGUCAAGGGACGUGACGUGUGCUCAGGUUUCUCCCGGGCAGACUUCACCUUCAUCGACUUCGUCUUCUCAGCUCGUCCUGCCCUGCAGCACACGACAGAGCUCGGGACAGGAGGAGGCCUCGUCUCGCUCUUCCUCCAAGUCUCCUCGGCGAUCCGAGCAGGUUUCACGCAGACUUUUGACAUCCGCGACUGCCGAGGGGAAGGAAUCCUCCGAGCUUGGAACCACAAGCAUGCUUCCUUCCACAACCUCGAUGUCUUUGAUGGUCCGGAUGGGAUGCAUCCAGAGGUUGUCAAGAGCGUGAGCCGCGAGAACAACCUGGUGCUCUUCGAUGGAGGAAGCAAGAUGCUCGAAGUAGCGAGGUUCGGCAGCAAGCUAGCCAAGAGUUCCCUCUUCCUGAUCCACGACUGGGAGGACGAGACGUUCGAAGCUGGUUUCUCAGGAGCACUUGAACGGAUCGGGUUCGAAAGCGUCUAUGAGGAGUUUGCGCUGCACAUCGUCAAAUUUCGCAAAAUGGCGGGAGGCAAGGGAGACGAGGAGGAGGACGAAGAGCUGGCGAAGCUGCUGGGGAUGCAGAUGAGAGAAGUCAAGGAGCUGAGAGAAGUGUUCUCCUUCUUCGAUACCGACGGUCUUACUCCCCCUCCCCUCCCCCUCUCCGUGUCAUCCUCUUCCUGCGUAACGAUCGCGCAGGAGAAGCUGAAGGAGAUGAUGGGAGAGGUAGACGAAGAUGGAGGAGGAGACAUCUCCUUCGGCGAGUUUGUGCAGCUCGUGAUGAAGCAGAAAGAGAACAAGAGCGCGCAGUCGAUGCGAGAGGAGGCCCAAAACAUCUUCAAGCGCUUUGACGUCGACGGAUCAGGGACGAUCAGUACAAGUGAACUGAAGGACGCCCUUCUUAUCAUUGAUCCGAACAUGUCGGAGAAGAAAAUCUCCUCGCUCCUCAAAGCCGCGGACGCUGAUGGCUCGGGAGAAAUCUCAUUCGACGAAUUUGCGCUUCUCCUUGGGCUAGGAGAGAGAAAGGAACGCGAGAGGCAAGCCCGGAAGGCGAGGAUGAGGAAGAAUCCAUGGGAGUUCCUUCAGGAGAAACCCAAAGUGCGCGACAAAGGAGACAAAGCGAGAGAAGUUCCUCUCUACUAUGAUCCCACUUUCCGCACGGCAGAACAAGAGGCGUCAGAGUUGGAGGAGGAGAGGAAGAAAGCUGAAGCAGCUUCCGAGGCCUGGAACUCAGAGAACGCUUCUGGUCUUUCGAGCUUCCUGGACAAGCUGGAAGACAACGAGGAGAAAGACUCCAGAGCUAGAGAUGAGGAAAUGCGGCGGCAGGAGCAGGAGCGGCGAGAAUGGCUGGAAUCUCUCAACUGGGUAGUCCUGACGACAAGAGGCAAUGAGGCACACGAACAGAGUGCAGAGCGCAAGUGGAACAAGGAGAAAGAAGAGGCAGAGAGUCAGAGCAGCCUCGCUGGAAUGCCAUGGAACAAAAUGUUUCACGAGGCCGCGAGAGCUUCAGACUUGGCUGCGAUGAAACAAUACAUCAAGGAGUUCCCAGACCGGCUGCAGGAGAAGGAUGCUGCAGGAUACACCGCAUUGCAUGUUGCAGUGGAGAGCGGCCAGAUGACGUCUGUCAUUCAUCUUAUCAGCUGCUUGAAGGCAGAGGGACUUGGACUGAACGAGCUCAACAAGCAGAAGCAGACCGUGCGCGCAUGA
Messenger RNA from Guillardia theta CCMP2712, 2745 nucleotides. RefSeq lists its product as hypothetical. NCBI's taxonomy places the organism in Eukaryota, Cryptophyceae, Pyrenomonadales, Geminigeraceae. Gene Ontology annotation, molecular function: protein binding; calcium ion binding. The record is from RefSeq and is a predicted model, not a curated record. The transcript is spliced from 31 exons. The coding region runs from base 1 to 2745 and encodes 914 amino acids.